UCUUAUCCAUAUCAAUCUGUGUCCAAAAUUCUCAUAUUAAGUUCUGCAACAAAAAACCUGAGGUGGUAGCUUGUUUUUCUUCACAAGUCAACCAUGGAUUUAGGUCACCAAAAUAUUCCCUCACUUGCAAUCCUACCCUUCUUCCUCUUCAUGUUCACAGUGUUUAGCUUAUUUUGGAGAACAAAAACCAAGCCUUCAAACUCCAAGUUACCACCAGGACCACCAAAACUACCCCUUAUAGGAAACUUGCAUCAGCUUGGUGCAAUGCCUCAUCAUGGCCUAACAAAACUUUCACACCAAUAUGGACCUCUCAUGCACAUAAAACUUGGUGCACUUUCCACCAUAGUGGUGUCUUCCCCUGAAAUGGCCAAGGAAGUACUGAAGACACAUGACAUCAUUUUUGCAAAUAGGCCUUAUCUUCUUGCAGCAGAUGUCAUAUCUUAUGGCUCCAAGGGCAUGAGUUUUUCUCCUUAUGGAAGUUAUUGGAGGCAGAUGAGAAAGAUUUGCACCUUUGAGCUGCUAACUCCGAAGCGUGUCGAAUCAUUUCAAGCGAUUAGGGAAGAGGAGGCAUCAAAUCUUGUUAGAGAGAUAGGUUUGGGUGAAGGGUCAUCCAUCAAUCUCACUAGGAUGAUCAAUUCUUUCUCCUACGGCUUAACAUCACGCGUGGCCUUCGGGGGAAAGUCCAAAGAUCAAGAAGCUUUCAUUGAUGUUAUGAAAGAUGUCUUGAAGGUUAUUGCUGGUUUCUCCCUAGCUGACUUGUAUCCUAUUAAAGGGCUUCAAGUUUUGACAGGGUUGAGAUCCAAAGUUGAGAAGUUACAUCAAGAAGUUGAUAGGAUCCUUGAGAAAAUUGUGAGAGACCACAGGGACACAAGUUCAGAAACAAAGGAAACCCUUGAAAAAACUGGAGAGGAUCUAGUUGAUGUGCUACUAAAGCUUCAGAGGCAGAACAACCUUGAGCAUCCUCUAUCUGACAACGUUAUCAAAGCAACCAUUUUGGAUAUCUUCAGUGCUGGAAGUGGUACUUCAGCUAAAACCUCAGAGUGGGCAAUGUCAGAACUUGUAAAAAAUCCAAGGGUGAUGGAGAAAGCACAAGCUGAGGUAAGAAGAGUCUUUGGUGAAAAGGGGCAUGUAGAUGAAGCUAACCUCCAUGAACUCAGCUACUUAAAGUCAGUAAUCAAAGAAACGCUGCGUCUACACAUUCCUGUUCCAUUUUUACUACCAAGGGAAUGCAGUGAAAGAUGUGAAAUUAACGGGUAUGAAAUACCAGCCAAGAGCAAGGUUAUUAUCAAUGGUUGGGCUAUUGGAAGGGAUCCAAACCAUUGGACUGAUGCUAAGAAGUUUUGUCCAGAAAGGUUCCUUGAUAGCUCAGUUGAUUACAAAGGUGCAGAUUUUCAGUUUAUUCCAUUUGGUGCUGGAAGGAGGAUGUGUCCAGGAAGUGCAUUUGGCAUUGCUAAUGUUGAACUCUUGCUAGCGAAUUUGCUCUUCCAUUUUGAUUGGAACAUGCCUAAUGGGAAAAAGCCUGAAGAACUUGACAUGAGUGAAUCAUUUGGCUUGUCAGUUAGAAGAAAACAUGAUUUGUAUUUGAUUCCUAGCAUCUGUCUCUCAUUUGGUAAUUAAAACCAUUGUGUAGAAACUCUUGUUUAUGCUCUGAUUCAUUGGAUGCUACUACUUUUGGGGGUAAACUCCAAAUGAAGAAUGAAAAGACACAAACUAAAGUUUAGGAGCCAACAUUGUAGUACAUGUGAUUGAUGAAAGAUUGGGAAUAAAUGUAGAUAAAGUUUUGUUUUUUAUUAUUA
Molecule: messenger RNA, 1796 nt
Organism: Glycine soja
Lineage: Eukaryota; Viridiplantae; Streptophyta; Magnoliopsida; Fabales; Fabaceae
Product: cytochrome P450 71D9-like
Exons: 2
Coding region: 94-1617 (507 amino acids)
Molecular function (GO): monooxygenase activity; oxidoreductase activity, acting on paired donors, with incorporation or reduction of molecular oxygen; heme binding
Source: RefSeq, a predicted model, not a curated record